ACGUUUUCUCGUUCACACACACUCUUUCCAACUUCAUAUCAUACAAAGCUGUCACACUGUGGCAAUGCUGACAGAUCGGCACUUUAUAAUGCCUUUUCUGAUUGUGUCACGUUCUUGAAAAGGUUACACUUUCGUUGAACCCAAUAAAAAGCUUUUGAAUUUGGCAUUCAAUUUUUAAUUCGUUUGCAACACAGUUUUCAACAAAAAAAAAAAACAUUUGAAAAAUGGCACCAGCAGCUGCGUUACCCAAACAUCAACCCGAAGAAUCGGAACCAGUCGGUAUCAAUGCAGUUCUUCUGGGCCCACCAGGAAGUGGCAAAGGAACACAGGCGCCAGUGUUGAAGAAAAAAUUUUGCGUGUGUCAUUUAUCGACCGGUGAUAUGUUGCGCGCCGAAAUUGCAGCCGGUUCAAAAAUUGGUGCUGAAUUGAAACGUAUCAUGGAUUCGGGUAAAUUGGUGUCCGAUGACCUGGUCGUUGACAUGAUCGAUAGCAAUUUGGAUAAGCCAGAGUGUAAAAAUGGAUUCCUAUUGGACGGUUUCCCAAGGACAGUGACACAAGCAGAAAAAUUGGAUCAAUUGCUUGAAAAGCGUAAAACCGGUUUGGAUGCUGUCAUUGAAUUUGGCAUCGACGACAAUUUAUUGGUGAGACGUAUCACAGGCCGUUUGAUUCAUCCAGCCAGUGGUCGUUCAUAUCAUGAAGAAUUCCAUCCGCCGAAAAAGAAUAUGACAGAUGACAUAACCGGUGAACCGUUGAUUCGUCGCAGUGAUGAUAAUGUUGAAGCGCUCAAAAAACGUUUGGAAACUUAUCAUAAGCAAACUAAACCGUUGGCCGAUUACUAUGCACUACAAGGACUUCAUUAUAAAGUUGAUGCUGCCAAAAGUGCCAGUGCCGUAUUUGAAAAUAUCGACACCAUUUUCAUGAGACAACGUGCUCGACGUUUAGCUGCCGCCUACAAUUAAAUAUCAGUUGAAUUUUAAAGAAAUAAAAUAUAUCUUUCAAUAUUAAAGCAAACAAAUAAAAUGAACAUAUUUUAUGUGCAAACAAGGGUACAAAAAAGUAAGAACACACAGUACUUGAAUAUUUCUUCAUUAACUUUCGCAAUGGGGUUGUGACAUUGUUUGACAUACUGAAUCCGAAUCUGACAUUACUUCUGUGAUUGCAGAUCAGUCCUUGUAAUGGAAUAUUUUUUUAAAUCCACUGUGUGUCAGUUAAAGUUCAGUGUGUGAAGAUUUUCCAAUUUUUUUAAAAGUCAAAUUGCGAAAAAGAAUUUUUUUGGUACAUUCAUUGUGCACAAUUGUACAUAAUCUCUUUAUUUUUGGACAAUAAAGUAUUUAAUUACCCAGUGUUUUAAUUUCUACGCAAAGUA
Molecule: messenger RNA, 1366 nt
Organism: Contarinia nasturtii (swede midge)
Lineage: Eukaryota; Metazoa; Arthropoda; Insecta; Diptera; Cecidomyiidae
Gene: Ak2
Product: adenylate kinase
Exons: 5
Coding region: 225-959 (244 amino acids)
Biological process (GO): ADP biosynthetic process
Cellular component (GO): mitochondrion; cytoplasm
Molecular function (GO): AMP kinase activity; ATP binding
Source: RefSeq, a predicted model, not a curated record